CUGUGCCAAUUUACUCCUCGGCUCCAGUGACACAGAGAGGAGAGCUGUGGAAGUGAUAUUUCAACAACCGUGUGACCGAAAGGGAGAAAACGUGUCCUGGCACGUGAGGCAUUUGCAAACAAAGGCUGAGCAACUGAUGAACGGUAGACACCAUGGAGAGAGAAAUGUAGCCGGUGCUUCAGUUGCGAGAGCCGCUGUGCUGGGGUCCUUGUCUUCUUCAUCUGUGGCAAGGAUGUGAGAUCGUUGGUGUGACAACAAAGGCGUUAUCCAUCUACAGUCCUAUCACCUAAACUAAAGCUCCUGUGACCGUGAGGAUUAUGAGGCCGACUUUAGUGCUUCUACAGUCACAGUGUCUCCUGUGUGUGUUGGUUGGUGUAAGUGGGCCCGGCGUUGUGGCUUCGCUACCUCACACACUACCAUGGCACGUCUCCUGCCCAGUGAGGUGUAUGUGUCAGAUCAAGCCGUGGUUCUCCCCUGAUUCUGUCUACCACGAAGCUCCCACUGUGGACUGCAACGACCUGCUCCUGACCAGGCUCCCCUUACCCAUACCCCCAAACACACACACCCUGCGCCUGCAAAGUAACCUUCUGUCCAGGCUCGACACUGUGGUGCUGCACGGACUUGACAAUCUCACCGACCUCGACCUUUCCCAGAAUCGUUUCAGCCGUGUCGAGACAAUCACUCAGAGCUCCCCCCUGUCCUCUCUACUGUCGCUCCACCUGGAGGAAAACCAUCUCAGUCAACUCCCUGCAGCUUCAUUCUCAUCAUUUCCAGCUCUGCAGGAGCUCUUUCUCAGUCAUAACAACUUACACGUGAUAGCACCUGGAGCCUUCACCGGUCUGGACUCCCUACUGCGUCUGCAUAUCAACAACAAUAGACUCAUCACUGUUGACCCUCGGUGGUUCAGGCCUUUGCCUCUCUUGGAAGUUCUCAUGCUUGGCGGAAACCCUGUGGAGGCCCUGCCUGAGCGGGGUUUCCUGGCCCUGAAAUCACUCCGCAGUCUUGUCCUUGGUGGUAUGGGCCUUAGAGGCUUGGCUGAAAAAGCACUGGAAGGGUUGGAUGGCUUAGAGAGCCUCUCCUUUUACAAUAACCUGCUGACAAAGGUUCCCACUCAGGCCCUGAUGAGAGUGCCAGGAUUGAAGUUUCUCGAUCUCAACAAGAACCGCCUCAAACUCAUCGAGACAGGGGCCUUCCGAGACAUGGUCCACCUGAACGAGCUCGGCCUGAACAACAUGGAGGAGCUAGUGUCCAUUGAGAUAGCCGCCCUGGAAAACCUUCCGGAGCUGACGAAGCUUGAGAUCACCAACAACCCGCGCCUGUCCUACAUUCAUCCUCAAGCUUUCAUCCAGCUCCCUCGGCUCGAGAGUCUAAUGCUCAACUCCAACUCUCUGAGCGCGCUGCACCAGCACAUCAUGCUUUCCCUGCCGAGUCUUCAGGAGGUCAGCUUACACUCCAACCCACUGCGCUGUGACUGCUUGUUUCACUGGGCUGCAGAGGAGGCCUCUCGCCCUCGAAGUGAAGACGCACGAACACCUCGAAUGGUGCGUUUCAUCCAACCCCAGGCCACUCUGUGCUCUGAGCCGCCAGAGCUGAGGGCUCGUAGGGUGCGGGAGGUGUCAUCCAGGGAGAUGUCGGCCUCAUGCCUCCCAAUGAUCCCUACCAGCUCCCUCCCUUCGUACGUUGGGGUGAGAGAAGGAGGGAAACUGAUCUUGCACUGCAGAGCUCUUGCAGAUCCACAGCCUGAAGUGUACUGGGUGACUCCCUCCGGGCUGAGACUUGGUCCUGCACCGAGCCAUGCAGCCAAAGUCUUACCAGCUCCCGCUCCCUGCCACAGCCUGCACUCAUCCAGCGUCUCUCCCAGCCAACCUCGAGAUGAUGCUCCCUGUAAUCCCUCUAAACUCUACCGUCUGUUGCCCGAGGGAACUCUGGAAAUGAACACGGUCACCUCCAGCGACGCAGGAUUGUACACUUGUGUAGCUGAAAAUGCACUGGGAGCAGAUACACACAGCGUUACUGUGGGUGUGCAUAGCAGAGAAAACAAAAAAAAGAGGGGAAUGCGGUCUAAUAAGAAGGGAUAUAAGCUAUUCAGCAACGAUGCCGGAUUUGAGGUGAGGGAGGUUGGACAACACUAUGCCAUCCUGUCAUGGCUGAGCGGGCAAAAUCUCCCUUCAACUCGUCUGUCCUGGCAAGCCAUAUACUCAAACGCACACACGCCAACAUACAGCACACGCAUCCUGGCUGGUACCCAGAGCUUCAACCUGACCCACCUGCAGGCAGAGACCUUUCACAGAGCGUGUCUACAUUCAGGGACCGGUGAGGAAGCCACGCGUGUCACCAAGAGAUCCGGAGACAGCAGAACGCCUCAGUGCGUUUCAUUCAGGACGAAGGACGUUCCGGUGCCUCGGCCCAGCUUGCUGCUGAGUCCAGAGCUGACCUCCACAGCAGUCACACUACUGCUGCUCGCUAUCAUACUGCUGCUGCUGGCAGGCCAGGGCUGGGACAAUGAGCAAGGAGCACACCACAGUACCGUCCUGCAGAAAAUCAAAAGUCCCAAGUCUCCAAUCAUCAUCGUCAAUCAAAAGACAGGAGGCACCUUGGCCGAAGCAAAGUGAAGAACUGCUUUAACAUCAGGACUGCUGCAAUGAUAAAUAAAAACAAAAAACACUCAGACAAAUGUAUACAAAAUGUCAAUUACAGCCUAAACGUUGAACUUUGAGCUAGAAGAGAGCAGUCAUAGAUGGUGCAGAGAGAUUUGUAUUUAUUUUAUAUGAAGUAAAAAGUAUAUAUUGACAUUGUUUGUGUGUUAAUAUGUGAUGUAAAGAACGCUUCCAGAACUCUAACCACAAAAAAUGAAGGUGGACAAUCAUAAGCCUUCUGCACAGUGAGCAAACGCAGAAGAAACAAUGAGUCUGAGGUGCUGAUAACUACUGGACUGAAAUGAAAGGCAACACGAUUCAAUCCAGGGACAGAUAUUUACAGAGGAGAGCGGCUCAGCCCUGCAGGGUAUUCGUCAUGUUUUCUGUUUACAUGUUCCACAGAAUGAACCAUUCUUUCUCUGAGCAGAUGAAACUCUGUCCGUGUGAAGACUGAUCCGGAAUAAAAUGAUUGCAUUGAUGUGAACCUUUUUGCUUCAGUACCUUGGACUGGGUAGCUUGUCUUAAAGUACAUCAUACAGUUUGCUCAUCCUGAGUCCGCACCUAACAAGCCCAGUCUUCUCUAAGCAUAACAGUGAUCUAAAAGUAAAAGUGUUGAAUUCUUUUUUGAGCUAUUAUUCAAUAAAGUCUUUUUACAAUGUAA
Messenger RNA from Gasterosteus aculeatus aculeatus (three-spined stickleback), 3297 nucleotides. RefSeq names its product leucine-rich repeat neuronal protein 2. NCBI's taxonomy places the organism in Eukaryota, Metazoa, Chordata, Actinopteri, Perciformes, Gasterosteidae. Gene Ontology annotation, cellular component: plasma membrane. The record is from RefSeq and is a predicted model, not a curated record. Gene Ontology annotation, molecular function: protein binding.